This is a messenger RNA of Hermetia illucens (black soldier fly), 2185 nucleotides long. It is a transcript of the gene Hph, whose product is annotated as egl nine homolog 1. Gene Ontology annotation, biological process: peptidyl-proline hydroxylation to 4-hydroxy-L-proline; cellular response to hypoxia. The transcript is spliced from 6 exons. The record is from RefSeq and is a predicted model, not a curated record. Gene Ontology annotation, cellular component: nucleus; cytoplasm. NCBI's taxonomy places the organism in Eukaryota, Metazoa, Arthropoda, Insecta, Diptera, Stratiomyidae. Bases 999 to 1727 code for a protein of 242 amino acids. Gene Ontology annotation, molecular function: ferrous iron binding; L-ascorbic acid binding; peptidyl-proline 4-dioxygenase activity.
CCGUUGAGUGUGCCGUGAUGUUCUCGUCUCGGCUCGUCUGUGAUAAGAGAGUGGCAGCAAUCUUAGCCGAAUGUUUGUUUUGAGAGUAGGAAAGUGACGAUAACGUUCCAAACAAUCUUGGCCGCGGACGGACGGUACGUACGCGGAGUCUUUGAACUAGCGCGAAAAGCGUACGUGACUAGUUGCGCUGGCGGGUAUGGCUGGCAGGGUAGUGAGUGUCGGGCGGACGGGCAGGAAAUCCCCCAUAGUAAUCGCACCCAGAGGUGGCGUCGUGCGGGUGAUCGCACACUCGGCGCGACUUUCUUUAUCGUUGCAAAAAUCGACUGGCUCGCAAUGCGCAAUUUAGUGAUUAUUGUCAGGUUUCAGUAGGACACUGCCACGGUAACACACUUUCCGCUUCUGAUCCAUGCAGUCGCCCACGCUCGUCUAUGCACCACUCUGAGCUGCUUCGACCCCACACCUGCCUGACUGGAUCGUAUGCAGAGGUCCUAUCCCAUAGUUUGGCACGCCGUUCGCAAUUGUUUCGCGACUGCCAAUAAUGUCGGGCUGAAGACCCGGAAGAUUUUUGGGCUACGUGCCAAAUCGUACGUAUUUUGCGAUAUCAUCAUAUCAUCUGGAGACGAGUAAAACGUUACAACCGAUACUGCUUCUAAUCGAUCGAGUCGCGUCCGAAACUAGGCUCUCCGGCGUUGAUAGAUAAAACGAAACGUAACCGAGUCCCGCGCGCUAUUAUCGCUCCUAUGUCGGUGCAUACUUUUGCGAGUGCUUUCAUCUCACUUUCCCGAGAAAGCGUCGGUGCUCGGGGCAGCCGUGUGCAUUUCGCAAUCGCUAAUAAAAUCUAUAGAGAAUGAUAAUUUGUCAUAAAUUGCCAGCGACGUGUUGAGCAACGCUCGUAAAUGAAGUUGUAGCCCAUGAAUUGUUGUUACUUGCCAAUAGCAUUCCGCGGUUACAAGUGUUCCCCAGAUUUCAAGUGCAGGCGAUAGACAGACAGAACAAGAAUGGAUCGACGGAGAAUGUUGGCUGAGAAACGGUAUGAGGACUUGUGCAGGAUUAUUAUAGACGAUAUGAAUACAUAUGGCCUAUCCGUUGUGGAUGAUUUCCUUGGCAUGGAUCGAGGUUUGCAAAUAUUAAAUGAAGUUCACAAAAUGUAUGCAUCUGGGGUCUUUCGGGACGGUCAAUUGGUGUCAAACAACAUCCAAGACAGAGAUCAGCGUACAAUUAGAAGUGAUAAAAUAACUUGGGUGAAGGGAACAGAGGAAGGCUGUUCAAAUAUAGGAUAUUUAAUUAAUCAGAUUGAUGCUGUCGUUGGUUUAGCAAAUACAAUGAAAAACAAUGGUUUGUUAAGUAAUUAUAGAAUUCGGGAAAGAACAAAGGCUAUGGUCGCUUGUUACCCAGGGUCUGGUGCACACUAUGUGAUGCAUGUUGACAAUCCAAAUAAGGAUGGUCGUGUAAUAACAGCUAUAUAUUAUUUAAAUUUAAACUGGGAUACACAACGGAGUGGUGGAGUUUUGCGAAUUUUCCCAGAACAUGGCGGAUCUAUAGCCGAUAUUGAACCAAAGUUUGAUCGUAUCAUUUUCUUCUGGUCCGAUCGACGAAAUCCACAUGAAGUACAACCCGCCCAUCGCACGCGUUAUGCAAUAACCGUUUGGUAUUUUGAUGCAAUUGAACGUGAGCGCGCUUUAAAUCGAUGUAGGCAAUAUGACAAAACGUCAACUAGUUGCACAUAGCAUUGAGUGAUCACUGCAUGUAAAAAAAGCUAUUAUAUAUCAAUCUAUUGUUAUCUUAAUGUAUUUAUCAAUUAAAUUUGUAUUAAUUCAAGAUUAUUAAGUUAAGGAUACGCUGUCAACAGUUACUCUCCCAGGUUUAUGAAAUGAAUGAAAAUUAAGCAUGUUAUUUUUGCUUCAAAGUAUAUUUCCCCCCCUCAAAAUUUCGCUCCUAGUGAUAAACGCGUUAAUGAGAAAUGUGGCCUGUAAUAUGUUCUAUGGUCGUUUUGUAUUUUAUACCUUUUUUAAAUGCAAUUUCUUACCAAAGCUAAUUGGAUGCGAGAGUUGAUGAUUUUUUAUUUUUGUGUAUAUAGAAGUAGUAAGGAUAAAUUUAUAAUAACAAAAGGAUUACCCAAAUAUGAAGAUGUAUAUACUCUACGGAAAUUUUAAGAAGAAUAAAAGAAUAUGUUAUUUAUUUAGAA